AUGGCACGUGACAUUAGAGACAUCCGUAUCCGUGUUGACCAGAUGCCCAUCAGUGCCCAUUACGAGCUCCAGGAAACCAUCGGAAAGGGCGCCUUUGGCAAGGUAGUGUUGGGAGAGCAUAUUCUCACAAAGACCAAGGUGGCUGUGAAAAUCAUCAAACAACAGGUCUCCAAGAAAAUACGCAGAUCCCUCCUGCACGAAGUCCGCUGCAUGGCAGACCUGCACCAUCCGAACAUCAUCCGACUCUUCCACGUCAUCAGCUCGGCGGAAUCCCUCUUCCUGGUCAUGGAGUUCGUGCCCGGAGGUGACAUGCUGGACUACCUGCGUGACCACGGCCGCAUGUCAGAGGACACGGCCCGCGGCGUCUUCCGGCAGCUGGUGUCAGCGGUGCACUACUGCCACGAGAAGGGCGUUGCUCACCGGGACCUGAAGCCACAAAACGUGUUGUUAGACGCGCAGAUGAAUGCCAAACUUAUAGACUUCGGACUGGGAGCUGCCUCCGAUAUUCGUCAACUCAACACGUUUUGUGGCAGUUUCCUAUAUGCAGCCCCAGAACUGUUCCUAAGCAAAAUAUUUGACGGCUGUGCCACGGACACCUGGAGCCUGGGGGUGAUGCUGUAUGAGAUGCUCACGGGUACCAUCCCGUUCCAAGAUGUCAGCUUGGGUGAGCUGCUGGAGAGGUUAGGCGAUGAGCAGUACGAUAUGCCAUCUUAUCUAUCCGUCGAAGCACAAAACCUCCUCAAAAAGCUGCUCAAACCCAUACCUGAGCAUAGAAACGAUCUGAAGGCCAUCAUGCCAGAUCCCUGGCUGAAUAUGGACCAAGAAAAAGAACUAAAGCCAUACGUUGAGCCACCCAGUGAUGUGAUAGAGCCCAGCGUAAUAGAACAGUUGGUGAACCUGGGCUUUCAUCACAAAGACAUCAAGGACACACUAUCAAAGAACAUCUUCAAUAACAUCAUGGCCACGUAUUACAUCUUAUGCAGACAAAACCCAAAUAUCCCAUAUCGUACCAUCAAAGUCAAGCGCUUCCGUCCUCCUGAGUUCCAGAGCUCCAGUUCCUCCCCAGCCCAGGAAGAUCAACCAGAGUGGUCCGGCUCCCAGAAGGCAGAGCAGCAGCCUGAGGACCACAAGCCAGGGCAGAAGGCCCAAGAGUCUGGCAGUUCUUCAGCCAUUCUGGAGUCCAGCUCCACCAUUACUGAGUUCAAGACCAGCAUCCGCCCAUCUAGCACAGGAGCCAAGACCGCCAGUCCUGAGCCCAGCUGGGGGCCCAGGAACGCCACUACCAAGAUCUCCACUCCUCGGUACUGCUGGGGCUCCACUACCAAGAUCUCCACUCCUCGGUACUGCUGGGGCUCCAGGACCGCCACUCCUGAGCACAGACCAGGCUGUGGGACCACCACUCCCAAACCCAGCCGGGGCUCUAGGACAUCCAAUUCCGCAAACAGCCAGGGCUCCAGGACCACCACGGCCGAGCCCAACCAGGGCUCUGGAACAGCCACUCCCGAGCACAGCCCAGGCUCCAGCACCGCCACGCCCGAGCACAGACCAGGCUCCAGCACCGCCACGCCCGAGCACAGACCAGGCUCCAGCACCGCCACGCCCGAGCACAGCCCAGGCACCAGCACCGCCACGCCCGAGCACAGACCAGGCUCCAGCACCGCCACACCCGAGCACAGCCCAGGCACCAGCACCGCCACUACUGAGACCAGUCAAGGAUCCAUGACCACCAUGCCCGAGCACAGACCAUGGUCCAGGACUGCCAUUCCUGAGUUCAUCCCUGGUUCCAGCACCACCAUCCUUAGUCCAGCACCCCAGUGUCACCCUGAGGACUCUCUCUCCAGCCACAGCACCACCCGCAGCAGUGGAAAACCAGAAGAAAAUAAACGGGGCCGGCGGCGCGUGGCUAGGAGUCCACCAAGUGGCUCAGGCUUUGAUACUUCUGUUCACUUGGACCCGGCUCGGGCCACAGACAAUCUGCUUGCCUGCUUUGGGAGGGGCCUCAAGACUCAGGCCUGCUCUCAGCGGCUGCUCAACCUGCAGCCCCAUGUGCAGGACUUGUCAGAGUUCCUGCUUGUCUAUUCCUCUGACCGAGAUGAUGUCAGGGCACCUGACAUGAUGUCUGCGGUGCACUAA
Molecule: messenger RNA, 2133 nt
Organism: Rhinolophus ferrumequinum (greater horseshoe bat)
Lineage: Eukaryota; Metazoa; Chordata; Mammalia; Chiroptera; Rhinolophidae
Product: serine/threonine-protein kinase MARK2-like
Exons: 2
Coding region: 1-2133 (710 amino acids)
Biological process (GO): microtubule cytoskeleton organization; protein phosphorylation; intracellular signal transduction
Cellular component (GO): cytoplasm
Molecular function (GO): protein serine/threonine kinase activity; ATP binding; tau-protein kinase activity
Source: RefSeq, a predicted model, not a curated record